UUCCAAGCCGCAAGCCCCAAGCCCCAAGGGAAAUAGUAUGAGGCCAUUAACGUACACUUCCAUUCCAACAACCCUUCCAUAUUUACCGUUUUGCCACCCCCACCCUCACCCUCACCCUCGAUUUCUUCCCCCUUCUCACCACACCCGGUCUACUUUCCCGUCGAUCAAAUGCCAAUCUGACCCAAACCCGAAUUUCUUAUCGAUUUCCCGACAAAACCCCGGAAUUUCUCUUUCCUUCGUGUGUUUUGCCUCCGAUUCAAUGGCGGCACCGGCAGAGAGCAGUGACAGUGACACCAAACCCUUCUCUGUCCUCUUCGUCUGUCUGGGCAAUAUUUGUCGGAGCCCAGCAGCAGAAGGCGUCUUUAGAGAUAUUGUUAAGAGACGAGGGCUUGAUUCAAAAUUCAAGAUUGAUUCCGCCGGAACCAUUAAUUAUCACGAGGGAAAUUUGGCAGAUCCAAGGAUGAGAAGUGCUGCUAAACGUCGUGGGAUUGAUAUAACGUCGAUAUCCAGACCGAUUCGGGCAUCUGAUUUUGAGGAAUUUGAUCUGAUUCUUGCAAUGGACAAUCAAAACCAAGAGGACAUACUGAGUGCUUUUGAUGUGUGGAAAGUUAGAGCAAAUCUCCCAUCCGAUUCAGACAAAAAGGUUAAGCUAAUGUGUUCUUAUUGCAAGAAACAUGACGAGAACGAAGUUCCCGACCCAUAUUAUGGUGGAGCUCAAGGUUUCGAGAAGGUCCUGGACUUGCUUGAAGAUGCAUGUGAGUCAUUGCUUGACAGUGUUUCAGCGUAGAACAGUUAAUGGCCAUCCAGUGGCAUCAUUCAUCACAUCAGAUUGUGAAUUCGAACUGAAAAUUCUUGAUGACAAUUUAUAUCUUUAUAUGUAAAACAUCAAUUUUAUAAAAAUUGGAAAGAGGGUAAUUUCCUAAUGAAGUUA
Tarenaya hassleriana is the source of this 931-nucleotide messenger RNA. RefSeq names its product putative low molecular weight protein-tyrosine-phosphatase slr0328. The transcript has 5 exons. Gene Ontology annotation, molecular function: protein tyrosine phosphatase activity. Bases 38 to 787 code for a protein of 249 amino acids. Lineage: Eukaryota; Viridiplantae; Streptophyta; Magnoliopsida; Brassicales; Cleomaceae. The record is from RefSeq and is a predicted model, not a curated record. Gene Ontology annotation, biological process: protein dephosphorylation.